Messenger RNA from Nicotiana attenuata, 1087 nucleotides. RefSeq names its product anthocyanidin 3-O-glucosyltransferase 4-like. Lineage: Eukaryota; Viridiplantae; Streptophyta; Magnoliopsida; Solanales; Solanaceae. Gene Ontology annotation, molecular function: UDP-glycosyltransferase activity. The record is from RefSeq and is a predicted model, not a curated record.
AAUCGUUUUUGAUGGAAUGAGUUGCUUCACUCAAAUAUGCAUGCAUAGCUUGUACAUCAUGAGGGAUCAAAAACAAAUUCCUGAAUCAGGGCCUUUUGUCAUACCUGAUUUGCCAGAUAGGAUUGAAGUAACUAAAUCUCAGCUGCCUGCGCAUUUCAAUCCAGGAGGCAUUUCCAUACAAGAUAUUCGGGACAAAAUAAGAGCAGCUGAAGAAAGAGCCUAUGGAGUUGUCAUCAAUACUUUCGAGGAGUUGGAACAAAGGUACGUUGACAAAUUCCGAAAACUAAAAGAUGGUAGAGUAUGGUGCAUUGGGCCUUUGUCUCUUUGUAACAAUGACAAUAUAGAUAAAUCUCAGAGAGGGAAUAAGGCCGAAGAAUGUAAUUUGAUGAAAUGGCUUGAUUCUUGGCAGCCUGAGUCUGUUGUGUACGCAUGUCUUGGGAGCCUUGGUCGUACUCCGGUUGUACAAUUUGUGGAGCUGGCUUUAGGCCUAGAAGCAUCAGGUUAUCCAUUCAUUUUAGUCAUAAAAGCAGGAGAAGGACAAGCACCAAUAGAGGACUGGAUAUCCAAAAAUGGAUUUGAAGAAAGAACAAAAGAAAGAGGGCUUUUAAUCCGUGGCUGGGCACCACAAGUACUAAUUCUGUCACACCCUGCUAUUGGGGGAUUCUUAACACAUUGUGGUUGGAAUUCAACCAUUGAAGGGAUUAGUGCUGGUGUGCCUAUGAUCACGUAGCAGUUUCUAAAUGAGAGGUACUUAGUACAUGUAUUGAAGAUUGCUGCGGGUGUUGGAUUUGUGCGUUUGGGCGAGGAAGAGAAGUAUGAGGUCCAAGUGAGUAACAAAAAGGUAACGAAUGCCAUAAAAAAAGUAGUGGACAAGGAGAAAGAAGGAAACGAGAUGAGAAAAAGAGCUAGAAAACUUGGAGAAAUGGCAAAAAGGGCUGUACAAGCUGAUGGAUCUUCUUAUCUCAGUGUGACACAUCUAAUCAAAGAAAUACAAGAAUUCCACCUUAACCAAUCAGCUAAAAAUGCAAAUGCACAAAAAAUGGCUGAUAAUGGUGUUAACAACACACACGGCCUUGAGGCCCACUGA